This is a messenger RNA of Sphaeramia orbicularis (orbiculate cardinalfish), 4963 nucleotides long. It is a transcript of the gene mpped1, whose product is annotated as metallophosphoesterase domain containing 1. NCBI's taxonomy places the organism in Eukaryota, Metazoa, Chordata, Actinopteri, Kurtiformes, Apogonidae. Gene Ontology annotation, molecular function: hydrolase activity. The coding region runs from base 222 to 1160 and encodes 312 amino acids. The transcript is spliced from 7 exons. The record is from RefSeq and is a predicted model, not a curated record.
AGCACCACCACCACCACCACAGGAGCCGGUGCAGAGGAGCUGAAGAGCAGAAGAAGAAGAAGAAGGUGGAGGUGGAGGUGAUGUUCUCUGCUCAGCUCACUGUGACCGUGAGCCCAGUGAGGGUGUGAUCCUACCAGGACGCCUCCCAGACGCCUCUCCUCAGGCCACAACAACAAGCAUCCAGUCUCAGCGCCCUGACACCUGGCUCUCCUCCACCCACCAUGGCCUUCACCCUGUCAGAGAUCAUGGCGGCGCGGCGGCAGCAGCAGUCGCAGGCUCAGUCUCACACCCAGCGAGGCAGCAGGUCGGCGGUGGAGGUGGACGAGUACAGCACCAACCCCACUCAGGCUUUUACCUUCUACAACAUCAACCAGGGACGCUUCCAGCCGCCACAUGUGCACAUGGUGGACCCGAUGCCCCACGACACACCCAAACCACCGGGCUACACUCGUUUUGUGUGCAUCUCAGACACUCACUCCCGCACCGACGCCAUCCAGAUGCCGUACGGUGAUGUGUUCAUCCACGCCGGGGACUUCACCGAGCUGGGCCUGCCCUCCGAGGUCAAAAAGUUCAACGACUGGCUAGGUACCUUGCCCUACGACAUCAAGAUAGUAAUCGCUGGGAACCACGAGUUGACCUUCGACCAGGAGUUUAUGGCCGACCUGAUCAAGCAGGACUUUUACUACUUCCCCUCAGCUUCCAAGCUCAAGCCGGAGAACUAUGAGAAUGUUCAGUCUCUGCUCACCAACUGCAUCUACCUGCAGGACUCAGAGGUCACCGUGCGAGGCUUCAGAAUCUACGGCUCCCCCUGGCAGCCCUGGUACUACGGUUGGGGCUUCAACCUGCCGAGGGGUCAGGCCCUGCUGGACAAGUGGAACCAGAUCCCUGAUAACACAGACAUCCUGGUCACACACUGCCCCCCACUGGGUUUCUUAGAUUGGGUCCCUAAGAAGAUGCAGCGUGUCGGAUGUAUGGAGCUGCUCAACACAGUCCAGAGGAGAGUCCAGCCCAAGUUACAUGUGUUUGGACACAUUCAUGAAGGUUACGGUAUGAUGACCGAUGGCACCACCACAUUUGUCAACGCCUCAGCCUGCACCGUGAACUUCCUGCCCAUGAACCCGCCCAUCGUUUUCGACCUACCCAACCCCCGGACCACAUGACUAGAAGGAGCACGGCCUCCAACCCCCGCCGCCAAUCAGGAGAAAGGAGCCCGGAGAGGUAGGUGAGGUCAUCAGGCAGGACGGUGUGUAAAUAUUGCGCAGGUGUCUCUAUACCUGUCUGUGGAGCGGACUAAUCAAGGAAUGGACGCUCCAUCACGCUUUCAGUGUUUUUUGCGUGCUAUAAUUUCUUUAUCUGAAAACCGAGUCUAAAAGCAGACGAGCGGAUGAGCAGAGAGACUUUUCUCAUGCAGGCAAAAAUAGACGCUUCUGUGUCCUCUUUUACUGCACUGACAAUCUGACGUGGCUCCGAGAGACAAUAGAGACAUCUGACUGUCUCUGCUGGCCUUUUCACUUCAUUACAUGGAAACAUUUGGACUAACAGUAAAACAACCCACUGCCUCGUCUACUGCAGAGUUUCAGUUUAGCCAGGACUUAAAAACAGCAGUGAUGGAACAUUUGCCAGGAGGAUUUUCACAGAACUUUUGUCCCUUCUGGAAAUGAAACACAAAUUUGCCAUCUUUUCCUAAUUUUCCCCUCUUUUCUUUCUACCACUCCCCUUAUCGUACGCCUGUUUCUUUCCCCUCUUCAGAGCCUCAGAGUGAUGGAGGUUUUUUUUUUUUGUAUCUGUGUGUGUAUGUGAGAUCAAAGUGAGUGUGGGAGGGCAGUGAGAGGUCUCUGCCACGGGCUGUGUGAGAGUCGGGGUGUCAAACAUGUUGACACCACUCCCCUGGGCCUCAUUACAGCACUCACUAAGCCUCUUAACCAGCCAAGGAGGGAACCACAUGCCACACUGCCCCCUCUUUUAUUCCUCCUCCCCCCUCAUCUUUUAUGCUGCUGAAUUCUUAGCUCAUCUUUUAAGUUACAUCUGGGAGGUCAGGCUUUUUUGGACUGUGAAAAGGACAGCAGGUAACACAGAGGUGCUACACACUGAUGUGACAUCAGCACAAGUAGUGAAGAUGGUGGAACCUCUGAACAACGGCACCGUUUUGAGGAUUUUUGUUUGUGCUUUUCGUGGAAAAGAUGGAACUUUUUAUCCUUUCCCAGGAGCAGCAGAGCUGUAACUAUGUACUGUACCUGGUCUUUGUAAAUGGUCUGUCAAUGUAAAGAAAAAAAACUUGAAGUUUUUCUUGAAGGUGUUGCUAUGCUUUUCAAAAAAAAAAAGUUGUUAAAUAUUUGUGUCCAAAAUUUUGUGGUUGUUAUGUUUCAUUUGGUCUAAUUCUUAGUCAUGUAAAUGCUUAUUAUGGUAUUUUCAUCUCUGUAAAGCUGCUUGGCCCCAUUUGGUGAUUAUUAACUCUUUCAUGUCCCUAAGCGGUUUGUCUGUGUUUUUAAAAGAGCUUUUCCAUUUUUUUUCUUUGCUCUAUUUUCUGAAUAAGGCUUUUCUCACUUAGAGUCUGAAUGUGCUUAGCAUAACAAGACCACAUCACACUUUGAUCUCUGACAUUAUGUAUGAACGUUCCCCGGGGCUGCAGUUUACUCCCGCUUCACUCUCGCUUCUUCAGCACAUCAGCAUGCAUAGUGCUGGCUGAUGUCUAAAUGUUUCCAAAAGACACAGAGGAGGAGAGAAAUCACCAAGAAACCCAUGUCUGUGGAUAAUGGAGGGAGGAUAUACACUGGAUCCUGAUUGUCUGUUCUCACUGUGCUUUUGUAAUAUGAUUUUAGGCCCUGAAAUUGAAGUUAUGUUGGUUUAUCUUAACUUCUUUAAGGUUUACAUGUUUGACAUAGAUUUAGAUUAAAGAUUAGAUAGAGUCGAGACAGUAUGAAUAAAUAAAACAAAUGACAAAACACAAGAUAAAAGAAGAACUAUUCACCAAUUUGACAGCACCUAUUUUAUACUGGAAAAAGCAGAAGCUCAUCUAACAUGUUGACAUGUUAAUGUGAAGCCACUUAUUGGACAAAACUGAGGUGAUGAAGGUUGAGGAAGAUACGAGUCAUGAUAAUGUUAUCAUGAGAGCAGCUGCUUCAUGAGGAGGUCAAGUCCAGAUUUGCACUUUCACGUAGCUUUCAGACAUGAGGGUUUUUUUUGUUUGUUUGUUUAAUGUACGAGUUAUAUUUUCUGUACCAAUAUCCUGUCAACGAUCCCUUACUUUGUCAUAGAAAUUUUCAAUUUGUCAUAUUCAGGUCAAUUGUUCCAGUUUGUCAUCGACUGGAUUGCAUUUACAGCAAAGCUUGUUAAACACAGCGCACACGCUAGCAGUUCAGACAAAUGAAAGCCUUCAGUUUAAUCUGGUGAAUGGUCUUUAAAUGGACAACAGAUCCACCUCCUAAUUUCAACUGCUUGAUAUUUUUCCUGCUGGUUUCUCUCUUGACAGGAUGCAUCUUUUGACAGAGCAUUAGUGAUUUGAUUUGUGUGUUCAGUAGGUGUUCAGAUAUUCAACUACGGGAAAUUGUCCAUUUUUAGGUUUUCUUGUGCCCCAUUCCUGGUUCCACCACUGUGAACGGCAUUGCCACAAAAGCAUUUGUUCAAGGUAUGUCAAAAGACUGAACAGAUUUCCCCACUUGUGUAUUUACAUUUCUUUAUCUAAAUGUAUUGCAUGUGUUGUCAAAUUGGUGAAUAUGAAUACAAUUAAAGAAAAAACAAAAAAAAAAAAAAGAAGCUUGAACCUGAAUCGUCAUGGCACAAAUCGUCAUAUUUACUCUAGAUACUAACAUGCAAAGCACACUAGGAAAAAAAGGGAAUAAGCCCUUUGAGCUGUUUUGCUGAGGAUUCAUAGUAAAUUAAAGUUUUUUCUUGCCAAGCAUCUAAAAAGUAUUUCUACCCAAGACCCUACUAGUUAAAGAAAAAAAGAAAGUGUCAUCUCAGUUCCAAUUCACCAGCUGGUUCGAGAGGAAGCAGUCAGAACCAAGUAAGGUUUCUGUGCCAACAUUUAAGAAUGAAGUGGAAAAGCUUGAGAUAAAGGUUUGAAGUUUGAGCUUGAAUAUAGCCAUUGGAACGUACAUGCAAGUGCAACAAUGUGUGUGUGUUGAAAUAAACAGAGUGAGUGUAUGAAAAGAGGCAGUGCUCAGCCUCACCAUUUAGAACGCAACUUAAUUAGUGUCUAUGAAGGGAAAUGUUCCAAGAAAGGAAUAAAGGGAACUAUUAAAAACCAAAAGAUGGGAGGAACUUUCAUCUUUAAGUUUCAUGAAAAGCUGUCUGUUUGGUCUGACUUCUCCAGUUUCACUCCUCAUUUAGAUGUCUCUCACUUUGAUGCUCUUCUGCUUCAAUAACUGUGUUAUGUGUUUCCUGUUUUCUAGAAGAAAAAAAAAAUGCUGUACUAUUUCUUGAUUUAUUUCUUGAGGCAUGCUUAAAGGAGUUAAUGACUUCUGCUACUCAGACAAUCUGCAUAUGAAGAGUUUUGUUCCAAAAUGAGAUAUCUACCGUUUGAAAAAGGGAAAAAAAAAAGAACAAAAAAAAAAAGAAAAACAAAAGGGACGCCUACCCUGGCAGAAUGAUUGACAGCUUGAAACUUGAAAGCAGAUUGCUGAAUACUUUUUAAAGGAUUGUAAAUACAGUUUGGUAGAGACAGUGGUCCAAUUUUAACUGGCAGUAUCCGCUUUAUUUUAAUAAUAUUGGAUCAUGAUUGACUUCAGGUCAUUUUUUUAAAUGGGUAUGUAUAGCAUUUUGGAAUAAAAGUGUUCAUUUUUAGUAUUUUGCCAUUGUUGUUGGGGACUUUUUUAAACCAUAAAAAGAAGAAGGUGAAGACCCAACAGUUGGAAAGUGUUGUUCCUGGAGACACCUCUAAAAUGUAAAGUACAUUUACUUCCUAAAACCUUAAGGUUCUAAGAGAUUAUUCACCAAUUGAAUAAAAACUUAUCUGUGACCAAUG